Trypanosoma conorhini is the source of this 582-nucleotide messenger RNA. RefSeq lists its product as uncharacterized. Lineage: Eukaryota; Euglenozoa; Kinetoplastea; Trypanosomatida; Trypanosomatidae. The record is from RefSeq and is a predicted model, not a curated record. The transcript has a single exon. Bases 1 to 582 code for a protein of 193 amino acids.
AUGGCUGGCCGUGCGCUGUUGGUGUGCGCCCUCUGCGCGCUGUGCUGCGCCGCCGGCGGGGGCUGGGCGUCGGGGCCGGCCGAACCCGCGCGCCCAACGAAGCCCGAGCUCGAACGUCUGUACUCGAAUUGGUACGACCUGAUAGAGCUCGAGUGCAACUCUGCGAUUGAGGAGAUGAAAAAAAAGGAUGCGAAGGCGACCGCACGUAAAUGCGUAACUGACAGGAUGGACGAGAUCUAUGCGUAUUUUUUCGGCGUGGACCCCCGCAGGCGUGAGGCCGCCGCCGCCACUGCAACGACGAAGGCGACUACGACUGACGGUGAAAGCGGCCCCGCGGCGCAGCCCGCAGUGCCCACCUCCCAGCAGGAAACGGAAACGAGUGGCGACAGCGAAGGACGAGGCACUCAGCCGGCAGCGGGGGCGGCUGCUAAAGCGGCGAGUACCGCAACCAAAAAGAAUGCAACGAAGCCGGCGCCCGGUGACAGUGACGGCAGCAGCACCGCGGCCUCGCACUUCGCCUCCCCCUUUGCGCUGCUGCUUCUGCUUGCGUGUGCGGCUGCCGCUGCGAUGCUGGCCGCGUGA